This is a messenger RNA of Myripristis murdjan (pinecone soldierfish), 4481 nucleotides long. It is a transcript of the gene trpm4a, whose product is annotated as transient receptor potential cation channel, subfamily M, member 4a. The transcript is spliced from 28 exons. Gene Ontology annotation, cellular component: plasma membrane. Bases 39 to 3842 code for a protein of 1267 amino acids. Gene Ontology annotation, biological process: calcium ion transmembrane transport. Lineage: Eukaryota; Metazoa; Chordata; Actinopteri; Holocentriformes; Holocentridae. Gene Ontology annotation, molecular function: ligand-gated calcium channel activity; calcium-activated cation channel activity. The record is from RefSeq and is a predicted model, not a curated record.
GCUGCCCGGAGCCGGCCGCUCUCCGCCAUAGAGGAGCGAUGAAGGACGUGGAGAAGGAGAAGGAGAAGGAGAAGGAGAAGGAGAAGGAUGGAGCGGCUGGGAAAGCUGGAUCCAAGAAGUCGGACAAAGAUCAGAGUUGGAUCCCCAAGAUCAUUAAGAAGCGAGUGUGCACUACCUUUGUAGAAGACUCUUUCAGUAAUGGAGCGUUAUGCCAGUGUGGCGGUGUGCGGGAGACGCAUGGCUCUGUGGCUACAGGGGACUAUUUCGGAGCAGCCAUUGUCAGCCAGUGGGACAGCAGCCAACACUCCUCAGAAUAUCCCACCGAUGCUUUCGGAGAGCUGGAGUUCGCCGGUGCGGGACGCAGGCACAGUCAUUUCCUGCGGCUGUCGUGCGACACACCGCCUCAAAUCGUCUACACCCUGAUGACGGCUCACUGGGGCCUGCCCUCGCCCAACCUGGUGGUCUCGGUGGUGGGGGGCGAAGGGCGUGAGAAGGUCAAGACCUGGGUGAGGGACGUCUUGAGAAAUGGGCUGGUCAGGGCUGCACAGAGUACAGGGGCCUGGAUCUUGACUGGGGGUCUGCGGGAGGGCGUUGGCCGCUGUGUGGGUGAAGCGGUGAGAGACCACGGCGCUGCAGCCCCAGCUCUCUCCCAGAAUAAAGUUAUUGCUGUGGGGGUGGCACCCUGGGGCCUCGUGCACAACCGGCAGCAACUUGUCAAUGCACAGGGGAGUUUCCCAGCCCGGUACUACGUCCAGAACACAUCACGUGACUCCUGCUGCCUGGAUAACAACUACCAGGCUUUCCUCCUGGUGGAUGAUGGGAGCGUAGGCCGACGUGGCGGGGAGACUGCCUUUCGCGCCAACCUUGAGGACUACAUCUCCCAUCAGCGUACUGGCAUCUGGGGAAGUGGCAGUAUUGAAAUCCCGGUGCUGUGCAUGCUGAUCUCGGGAGAGGCCAACAUGCUGGAGAGAUUAGAUGUUUCUCUGAGGAAAUCCACGCCCUGGCUGGUUCUGGCUGGCUCUGGUCCGGCUGCAGACUUCAUUGGUGAGCUGCUGGCUGUUCUGUCCUCUGUUCCCCUCAGUCCAGCCUCUUCUAUAUCAGACGGGGAGACUCCUGAGGGGCCCAUAACAGAGCUCCGUGAGAGGGCCCUGGAUAAGAUCCGGAAACACUUCCCGGCUGAAACUGAUCCAGAGAAACUGGUGGACAGCGCUUUGAGUAUUUUCCAGAACAGAGAUUUAAUCACUGUCUUCCAUGGGGAACAGGAGGGACCUGAUGAUUUUGACACAGUACUUCUCAAAGCCCUUGUUAGAGCCAGUAAACGAGUGUCCACUGACGCCAGUGAGUAUACAGAGGAACUGAAGCUGGCUGUGGCCUGGAACCGAGUGGACAUUGCCAAGACUGAGCUUUUCAAUGGAGACAUACAGUGGAAGUAUGAUGACCUAGAGGACUCCAUGACAGAUGCACUGAUCAAUGACAAGCCCCAGUUUGUGCGCCUCUUUUGCGAGAAUGGUCUGAACAUUCUGGACUACCUGACAUACCGGCGCCUGGAGGACCUGUACCGCUCACUGUCCGACAGCACACUGGCCUAUAAUCUACUCCAGAGGCGCCUGAACGAGAGGCAGGGCCUGGCUGCCUCCAUGCCCCACUUGGAUGGAGCCAUGCCUGGAUCACUUCUUGACAGUCCCCAGAGCCCGAUUACUGGAUCCAGCUUAGCGAAGGAGCUGAGCCUGUAUGAGGUGUCUCGGCUGCUAUGGGACCUGUUGGGUGAUGUUUGUCAGCCUUUCUACUAUGGACCCUUGGGCCUCAGCCACAGCACCAGCACCAGGAGGGCUCUCAAGCAAGUGAAUAAGUUGCUGCUGGGGGACUGUCCUUACCGUGACCAGCGCUGCCUGUCACCUUGGGCCUCCCUGUUCAUCUGGGCUGUCUUGCAGAACCGCAGCGACAUGGCCGUUUACUUCUGGGAGAUGGCAGGCGAGUCGGUGCUGAGUGCCCUGAGUGGCUGUAAGAUGCUGAGGGAGCUGUCCAAGCUGGAGAGUGAGACUGAGACUAAGCUGUCCAUGAAAGAGCUGGCCCAAAGGUUCGAGAACCUGGCACAUGAUGUUUUCGGUGAGUGUUACCAGAGCAGUGAGAGUCGUUCCUUCACUCUCCUGAUAAGAAAGUCUCCUGUGUGGGGUGGUGCUACCUGCCUGCAGAUGGCCACUGCGGCCGAUGCUCGCGUGUUCUUCAGCCACGAUGGUGUUCAGUCUCUGCUGUCUCAAAUCUGGUGGGGCGACAUGGAUAGGAGUACUGAGGUCUGGAAACUGGUUCUCACCUUCUUCAUACCCCCCCUCGUCUACACAGACCUCAUCAACUUUAGGGAGCAGGAAGAGGAGGUGAAGUCUUUGGAGGUCCAUCAUGGCAGAGACACUGACAGUCUGGAUGGUAAUGAUGCCACUGUCUUCUCCCUCGCUGACAUUAUACACAAUGAGGAAGAUGCUGAAGAGUACAGUGCUCUAAAAGCCAAUCAAAAUGGCUCUUUUCCCUCCACGUCUAAGCACCCGUUUGUAGUGCUGCGGUGGCGGCAGUUCUGGUUCGCGCCUGUCACCUCGUUCCUCGGCAAUGUGCUGAUGUACUUCCUCUUCCUCUGCUUGUUUGCCUAUGUCCUGUUGGUGGACUUUAAACCCCCGCCCCCCGACGGCCCUGCCACUUUGGAGUUUGUGCUCUACUUCUGGGUUUUCACCUUAGUGUGUGAGGAGAUUCGGCAGACUUUCUUUGUAGGCAGCACCACGGUGCUCCAGAGAAUGAAGAACUACAUCCAAGAUGUGUGGAACAAGUGUGACCUGACAGCCAUUUCGCUUUUCUCUUUGGCCUUGUGCUGCAGAAUGUUCCCAUGGUCAUAUGAGUUUGGCCGAGCUGUGAUGGCUCUUGACUUCAUGGUCUUCACCCUGCGCCUCAUCCAUAUCUUUGCCAUCCACAAGCAACUAGGACCCAAGAUCAUUAUUGUUGGCAAAAUGAUGAAAGAUGUUUUCUUCUUCCUCUUCUUCUUGGCUGUGUGGCUUAUGGCUUAUGGUGUAGCCAAUCAGGCACUUCUCUACGCCUACGAUCCUCGUCCUGGCUGGAUAUUCCGCAGAGUGUUCUACAGACCUUACCUGCACAUAUUUGGACAAAUCCCCAUACAUGAAAUGGAUGCGGAUAAAUUGCAGGCGGUAGAGUGCACAAAUGACACCACAUUGAUAGAGGCUGGAGCUGAACCCUGUUUGAGUACCUAUGCCAACUGGCUGGUUGUCAUCCUCCUGGUCAUCUACUUGCUAGUCACCAACAUUCUGCUGGUCAACCUGCUCAUCGCCAUGUUCAGCUAUACCUUCUCCAAAGUGCAGGAGAACAGUGACACCCAUUGGAAGUUCCAGCGCUACAACCUGAUCGUGGAGUACCACUCUAGGCCCUGCCUAGCCCCACCUUUCCUCAUCAUUUCACACAUUCACCUCUUCUUCAAGAGAUUUGUCCGUGGCAUCCCCUCAGUCAAGAUCAAACAUUUUGUUCUGGAGCUGCGGGGCAGGAAGGCCAGCCGUCUCAACACAUGGGAGGCCAUCCAGAAGGAAAACUUUCUGUCAGCUCAGAAUAAACGACAGAGGGAGAGUGAUACAGCGCGACUCAAACGCACAUCUGUCAAGGUGGACAGUGUACUGAAGCAGAUGUCAGAGAUCCGUGACCAUGACCGAAGGCUGCGGGUGCUGGAGGCAGAGCUGGAAUAUUGCUGCGGUGCCCUCUCCUGGAUGGUGGACGCUCUGUCUCAGAGCAACUUGAUAAGGGCCAGCCGCCCCCCUCCACUCCUGAGAGAUCUGACUCCGCUUUCUCCAAGAUGACUCACUGAAAUCCUGGAAAACAGACAGACUCACUGACACACACACACACACACACACACACACACACUCACACACACAGUAUACAGAGUUUACUCAGGGUCAGACAGUAUCAAAGAGCAAUAGAUUAGUCCAAAUAAUUUCUAUUCUUUGUCUCUGAUGCUGUAAUCAUAUGCUAUUUUAACUGUAUUUUAAUUACUUUUGUUUAAAUUUUAUGUUAAAUGUAUCAAAUUUUCUUUUACAAUGUUUGACAUGUGUCUUUUUUGUUUACUCUUGCAUGUUAUUACAAUAUGCUUAGGAAAUUACAAAUUCAAUUGCAGUCAAUAAAAUGUCAACCUUGCGUGAAUCCCAUUGUGCUAUAAACUGCACCUUAGAGAAUGAGCAAUGUGUAAACAUUUUGUCUGCCCUAUUUCUAAGGAAGACAACUAUUUGUAUCUGCAAGCUCUUCUGUGCUCAAGAGAAUUUAUACUGUUAAUAAAUUCAUAAUAAACAGAAAUUGUUUGCCUAGCUGCAUUACCUUGUAUCUGUUUCAGACCUGGGCCAGAUACUUGUCAGAGAUUAUUUUGUAUACGUCACUAAGUCUGAAAAGGCCAAGUGCUAUCAAUCGACUGCUGUUUUGACCUUUAGUAUUAAAAUAGCUUU